AUGUCUUUGGCUCAUGCAGCUGCCGAGUACAUGCUCUCCGAUGCCCUCCUGCCAGACCGCAGGGGGCCACGUCUCCAGGGGCUUCAUCUGGAGCUGCCCCUGGACCGCCUGGUCAAGUUCGUGGCCAUAGGCUUCCCUUUGCUGCUCAUGUCACUGGCAUUCGCCCAGGAGUUCUCGGCUGGCUCUCCCAUCAGCUGUUUCUCCCCUGGGAACUUCAGUGUUCGGCAGGCCGCCUUCGUGGACAGUUCCUGCUGGGACUCCCUGGCCCACCACAAACAAGAGGAGUCUGGCCAGUACAAGAUCAAAUCCCUGUGGCCGCACAAGGCCCUGCCAUACUCCCUGCUGGCCCUGGCCAUGGCCAUGUACCUUCCAGCAGUGCUGUGGCAGUACGUGGCUGUACCAGCCCUCAGCUCAGACCUGCGUUUCAUCAUCAGUGAACUGGACAAGUCCUACAACCGCUCCAUCCGCCUAGUGCAGCAUAUGCUGAAGAUCCGCCAGGCUUGCGCUGACCCACACGUGUUCUGGGAUGAGCUGGACAAGGCCAGGAAGGAGCGGUAUUUUGAGUUCCCCCUUCUCGAGCGUUACCUGGCGUGCAAACAACGUUCACACUUGCUUGUGGCCACCUACCUCCUGCGGAACUCGCUGCUGCUCAUCUUCACAGCUGCCACCUACCUCUACCUGGGCCAUUUCCACCUGGACGUCUUCUUCCAAGAGGAAUUCAGCUGCUCUGUCAAGUCAGGGCUACUGAGCGGGGAGCCCCAAGUGCCACAGCUCAUCUCAUGCAGGCUCACUUCGCUGGGCGCCUUCCAAACUGUUAGUGUCUGCACGGUAGCUGUCUACACACUCCUGGUGCCCGUCAUAAUCUACAACCUCACACGCCUCUGCCGCUGGGACAAGGGGCUUCUGUCCAUCUAUGAGAUGCUGCCAGCCUUUGACCUCCUCAGCAGAAAAAUGCUGGGCUGCCCAGUCAAUGACCUCAACGUCAUCCUCCUCUUCCUCCGUGCCAACAUCUCCGAGCUUGUCUCCUUCAGCUGGCUUAGCGUACUUUGUGUGCUCAAGGACACCACAGCCCAGAAGCACAACAUUGACACUGUGGUUGACUUCAUGACAUUGCUGGCCGGCCUGGAGCCAUCCAAACCCAAACUUCUGGCCUACCAAGGGGGCGAUGAACACCCAUAG
Suncus etruscus (white-toothed pygmy shrew) is the source of this 1179-nucleotide messenger RNA. It is a transcript of the gene PANX3, whose product is annotated as pannexin 3. The transcript has 4 exons. The record is from RefSeq and is a predicted model, not a curated record. The coding region runs from base 1 to 1179 and encodes 392 amino acids. NCBI's taxonomy places the organism in Eukaryota, Metazoa, Chordata, Mammalia, Eulipotyphla, Soricidae. Gene Ontology annotation, biological process: monoatomic cation transport; positive regulation of interleukin-1 production. Gene Ontology annotation, molecular function: channel activity.